Myripristis murdjan (pinecone soldierfish) is the source of this 12201-nucleotide messenger RNA. It is a transcript of the gene cacna1ab, whose product is annotated as calcium channel, voltage-dependent, P/Q type, alpha 1A subunit, b. Gene Ontology annotation, biological process: chemical synaptic transmission; calcium ion import across plasma membrane. The record is from RefSeq and is a predicted model, not a curated record. NCBI's taxonomy places the organism in Eukaryota, Metazoa, Chordata, Actinopteri, Holocentriformes, Holocentridae. Gene Ontology annotation, cellular component: neuronal cell body; membrane; voltage-gated calcium channel complex. Gene Ontology annotation, molecular function: high voltage-gated calcium channel activity.
AUGAUCCUCACCACCAUCAUUGCAAACUGUAUCGUCCUGGCACUGGAACAGCACCUGCCCGAUGGAGACAAGACACCUCUGUCUGAACGACUGGAGGAGACGGAGCCCUACUUCAUAGCCAUCUUCUGUUUUGAGUCGGGGAUAAAGAUCCUGGCGCUGGGUUUUGCCUUACAUAAGGGCUCCUACCUGAGGAACGGCUGGAACGUCAUGGACUUUGUGGUCGUGCUCACCGGUAUUCUGUCAUCGGUGGGAUCUCAGUUUGACCUGAGGACACUGCGAGCUGUCAGAGUGCUGCGACCACUGAAACUGGUGUCUGGGAUUCCCAGCCUGCAGGUGGUGCUCAAGUCCAUCAUGAAGGCUAUGAUCCCCCUGCUGCAGAUCGGCCUGCUGCUGUUCGUGGCCAUCCUCAUGUUCGCCAUCAUUGGCCUUGAGUUCUACAUGGGCAAGUUCCACACCACCUGCUACAACAAAGAAGGAGAGAGGGUGGAUGAAUUACCGUGCGGAACAGAUUUGCCGUCUCGGUUGUGUCUUAACGGCACAGAAUGUAGAGGCGGCUGGCUUGGACCCAAUUACGGCAUCACCCAGUUCGACAACAUCCUGUUCGCCGUUCUCACCGUCUUCCAGUGCAUCACCAUGGAGGGAUGGACAGAGAUGCUCUACUAUAGUAACGAUGUGGAGGGCAGUGCCUGGAACUGGAUGUACUACAUCCCCCUCAUCAUCAUCGGCUCCUUCUUCAUGCUCAACCUGGUGCUGGGUGUACUCUCAGGUGAGUUUGCAAAGGAGAGAGAGCGAGUGGAGAACAGGAGCGAGUUCCUCAAGCUGAGGCGACAGCAGCAGAUAGAGAGAGAGCUCAACGGAUACCUGGAGUGGAUCUGCAAAGCAGAGGAAGUGAUUCUGGCCGAGGACGACACAACAGGAAACUUUGAUGGUUCGAGGCGGAGGCCGACCAUCAAAACCAAAAACAACAAGACGGAGCUGCUGAACCCUGAGGAAGGAGAGGACAACAUGGGAGACGCCGUCGGUUUUGCCCGCUCCAGUAUAAAGAGUGGAAAGGACGGCACCAACUACAGUAAGAAGGAGCGCCGCAUGCGCUUCUUCAUCCGUAAGAUAGUCAAGACGCAGGCUUUCUAUUGGACGGUGCUCUGCCUGGUCGGCCUCAACACCAUGUGUGUCGCCGUCGUGCACUACGACCAGCCUGAGAUGCUCUCCGACUUCCUCUUUUAUGCGGAGUUUAUCUUCCUCGGUCUGUUCAUGUCUGAGAUGCUGAUCAAGAUGUAUGGCCUGGGCAUUCAGCCCUAUUUCCACUCCUCGUUCAACUGCUUUGACUGCGUGGUGAUCGUGGGCAGUAUCUUUGAGGUGAUCUGGGCCACCAUCAAGCCAGGUACUUCCUUCGGGAUCAGCGUGUUACGAGCUCUGCGGCUGCUCCGCAUCUUCAAAGUCACAAAGUACUGGGCUCCUCUUCGUAAUCUGGUGGUUUCUCUGCUCAACUCCAUGAAGUCCAUCGUCAGCUUGCUGUUCCUCCUCUUCCUCUUCAUCGUCGUCUUUGCCCUGCUGGGCAUGCAGCUCUUCGGAGGACAGUUCAACUUUGAACACGGGACUCCGCCCACGAACUUUGACACCUUUGCAGCAGCCAUCAUGACAGUGUUCCAGAUCUUGACAGGAGAGGACUGGAACAUGGUGAUGUACGCUGGGAUUGAGUCCCAGGGAGGGGUGACCAACAAAGGGAUGGUCUUCUCCAUCUUCUUCAUUGUCCUCACACUUUUCGGCAACUACACCCUGCUUAACGUGUUCUUGGCCAUCGCUGUGGACAACCUGGCCAACGCCCAGGAACUCACCAAGGAUGAGGAGGAACAGGAGGAGGCGGCCAAUCAGAAGACGGCGCUGCAGAAGGCCAAGGAGGUGGCCGAGGUCAGCCCGUUGUCGGCAGCCAACCUCUCUAUCGCUGCCAAAGAGCAGCAGAAGAACCACGCCAAGCCCAACAAGUCGGUGUGGGAGCAGCGGACCAGCGAGAUCCGCCGGCAGAACCUGAUGACGAGUCGCGAGGCGCUCUACAACGAGCUGGAGCAGGACGACUGGAAGGUGGGAGGGGAGGGAGAGGAGGUAUCCUACCCACGGAACUCACGAGGCGACAUCAAGACCCACCUGGACCGGCCGCUGGUGGUCAACCCGCAGGACAACCGCAACAACAACACCAACAAGACCCGACCCGGCGAGUUGCCACUGGACCAGCAGUACCGGCGCCAAGACCUGGGCAACUACCACCGCACCGCCUGCCACUAUUACUAUCACCAGAGAGCCACUGGGCCGGGGCCGGGGCCGGGGGGAGACACCGGCGAGCCAGGCCAGCCGGGGGAGACCCGCAUGGAGCACGGCUUCAGCUGCACCUCCCUGGGCAACACUGAGGGCCAGCAGGGGGAGAAGAGGCACGGCCACCGGAGCCACCAGAGCCACCAGAGCCACCGGCACAGGGGGAACAGGGAGGGCAGGGAGGCGCGCAGCAUGUCUCCCCAGGUCAGCGAGGGGGGAGAGGGGAGCAAGGAGCACAGGAGGCCCAGGCAGCACUGCAGGGCAGCCAGGGACGGAGAGGAGGGCAGGAGGCACAGGUCCAGAGGGGUGGAAGGAGAGGGGGAGAAGGGCGAGGACGGGGAGGGACGGAAGAGCAGGCGGCAUCGCCACGGAAACCAGGAGAGGAGUCGGCAGCAUCGUAGCAGGAAGGAGCACCACAGCAGCGGCCCAAACCUCUCCACCACGCGACCCAUCCAGCAGUACAACGAGGACCUGGACAACUUCCGCAACAACAGCAAGCUGGCCGGCACCCAUGAGCACCCUCUUGCCCUCCCGCCGGAUCACCCCGACCACGUCAACAACCUGCUGAAUCGCCGCGACACCGACGCCCACACCCUGCUCCACAGCAUGGACAGCCUGAUCCUGACCAGCAUAGUCAAGCCCGAGUACACAGCCAUAGACAUGCCGCCCGUCUACCCCUACCCCUCCACCAACGCCAUCCUGCAAGUGAACAAGAAUGCCAACACAGACCAGAAGAAGAGCGAAGAGAAGAAGGAGGAGGAGGAAGAUGACGGAGGAGACGAAGACGGCCCCAAACCCAUGCCUCCCUACAGCUCCUGCUUCAUCAUGUCCACUACCAACCCGUUUCGGAAGUGCUGUCACUACAUAUUGACUCUGAAGUAUUUUGAGUUCAGCAUCCUGGCAGUUAUCGCCAUGAGCAGCAUCGCCCUCGCUGCAGAGGACCCUGUCUGGCCCGAGUCACCACGAAACAAUGUGCUGCGCUACUUUGACUACGUUUUCACUGGUGUCUUCACAUUCGAAAUGUUGAUCAAGAUGGUGGUGCUCGGCUUGUUUCUCCACCAGGGCUCCUACUUCCGCGACUUGUGGAACAUUCUGGACUUUAUAGUGGUUAGUGGUGCUCUGGUGGCCUUCGCCUUCACGGGGAGCAGCAAGGGCAAAGACAUUAGCACAAUCAAGUCCCUUCGUGUGCUGAGGGUGCUGCGUCCUCUCAAGACGAUUAAACGACUCCCCAAAUUAAAGGCCGUGUUUGACUGUGUGGUCAACUCGCUGAAGAACGUGCUGAACAUCUUGAUUGUCUACAUGCUCUUCAUGUUCAUCUUCGCUGUCGUGGCAGUGCAGCUUUUCAAGGGACGCUUCUUCUAUUGCACAGAUGAAUCCAAAGAGUUCGCACACGAUUGCAGGGGCGAGUACUUGGUGUAUGAAGACGAUAAUGUUAAAGCUCAGAAGCGGGAGUGGAAGAAGUACGAUUUCCACUACGACAAUGUGGCUUGGGCCCUGCUCACCCUCUUCACAGUAUCCACUGGAGAGGGGUGGCCUGAUGUGUUAAAGCAUUCAGUGGACUCCACCUACGAGAACCAGGGCCCGAGCCCAGGGUACCGGAUGGAAAUGUCCAUCUUUUACGUGGUGUACUUCGUUGUCUUCCCCUUCUUCUUCGUAAACAUUUUCGUGGCUCUGAUCAUCAUCACCUUCCAGGAACAGGGAGAUAAGAUGAUGGAGGACUACAGCUUGGAAAAGAAUGAGAGAGCUUGUAUAGAUUUUGCCAUCAAUGCGAGACCUCUGACCCGCCACAUGCCUCAAAACAAACUGAGCUUCCAGUAUCGCAUGUGGCAGUUUGUGGUGUCGCCGCCGUUUGAGUACAGCAUCAUGGCUCUCAUUGCACUCAACACCAUCGUCCUCAUGAUGAAGUUUGAUGGAGCAUCAGAAACCUACUAUGACGUCUUGAAGAACCUCAACAUCGUCUUCACCACCUUCUUCUUCAUGGAAUCCGUGCUCAAGAUCAUCGCCUUUAGCCCUCUGAAUUACUUCAGAGACGCUUGGAACAUUUUUGAUUUUGUCUCCGUCCUGGGAAGCAUCACUGACAUUUUAGUGACAGAGCUGGGGAAUAAUUUCAUCAACCUGAGCUUCCUGAGGCUGUUCAGAGCAGCUCGCCUCAUCAAGCUGCUGAGACAGGGAGAGACCAUCCGCAUCCUGCUGUGGACCUUCGUCCAGUCCUUCAAGGCUCUGCCGUACGUCUGUCUGCUCAUCGCCAUGCUCUUCUUCAUCUACGCCAUCAUUGGCAUGCAGUUGUUUGGAAACCUAGCUCUAGAUGAGGAAGGAGACAGCGCCAUCAACAAGCAUAAUAACUUCAGGACCUUCAUCAUGGCCCUCAUGCUGCUGUUCAGGAGCGCCACAGGCGAGGCGUGGCAUGAGAUCAUGCUGGCUUGCCUGGGUGGUAAGGAAUGCGACCCGGACUCAGGGAACACAGAGCCUGAGUGUGGCAGCACCUUCGCCUACACCUACUUCGUCUCCUUCAUCUUCCUCUGCUCUUUCCUGAUGCUGAAUCUGUUUGUGGCUGUCAUCAUGGACAACUUUGAGUACCUGACGAGAGACUCCUCCAUCCUGGGGCCGCAUCACCUGGACGAGUAUGUAAGAAUAUGGGCUCAGUACGACCCUGCCGCCUGCGGGCGCAUACAUUAUAAGGAUAUGUACAGUUUAUUGCGAGUUAUCUCCCCUCCCCUGGGCCUUGGCAAGAAAUGCCCACAUAGGGUGGCCUGCAAGAGGCUGCUGCGCAUGGAUCUGCCGGUUGCCGACGACAACACGGUGCAUUUUAACUCCACCCUCAUGGCGCUGAUCAGGACGGCCCUGGACAUAAAGAUCGCCAAGGGCGGUGCAGACAAGCACCAGAUGGACGCGGAGUUGAGGAAAGAGAUGAUGGCCAUUUGGCCGAACUUGUCCCAGAAGACGCUGGACCUGCUGGUGACACCACACAAGGCAGCCACAGACUUGACGGUGGGCAAAAUCUACGCCGCCAUGAUGAUCAUGGAAUACUACCGGCAGAGCAAGACCAAAAAGCUGCAGGCCCUGCGAGAGGAACAGAACCGAACGCCAUUAAUGUUUCAGCGCAUGGAGCCGCCCUCUGAGGGAGGGGGCACAGACGGCCAAGGGGGCCAGGGCCUCAACGGCCUUCCCAGCACCCAGCCAGACAACGUCAACAGCAUACCUCCCGAGGGUGGUGGUAUGACUGAGAGCCAGUCAUGGGUGACGGCCAAAGCCCAGGAAAUGUUCCAAAAGACGGGCAACUGGAGCCCCGACAGACCCUACCCCGACGAUCUCCACGAUAGCCGGCACAACCCCCAGAUAGUAGAGAUGAGGGCGAUGGGGCGGGACGGGUACUCCGACACUGAGCCCUAUCACCCAAUGGAUGGGCAUGGGCGGACCCUCUCCAUGCCCCGCCUCUCGGCAGACAACCAAACCAUCACAGACACCAGUCCCAUGCGUCGCUCCACCUCCAGCCUGGUCCACGGGCGCUCGGGCCGGGGCGUGAGGCUGGACGACUACUCUCUGGAGAGGGUGGUGUCCGAGGAGGGCAGGCACGGAGGAGGAGGACGCAGGCACAGGGACAGGAGUCACCGCGCCUCCCAGCGUUCCCUGACCAGAUACACUGACGCAGACACAGGCCUGGGCACAGACCUCAGUACCACCACCCAGUCGGGCGACCUCCCGCCCAAGGAGCGCGAGCGGGAGCGCGGCCGGGCCAAGGACCGUCGUCACCACCACCACCACCACCACCACCACAGCUCCAUGGACAAGGAGCGCUAUGGCCCUGACCGCCACGACUACCCCCACAGGCACCCGCAUGACCGCCACUGGUCCCGCUCUCCCAGCGAGGGGCCCGACGGUCGAGGCCACAGACAGGGCAGUAGUUCAGUGAGCGGCAGCCCCGUCCCCUCCACCUCGGGGACCAGCACCCCACGGAGAGGACGUCGCCAGCUGCCACAGACACCUGCUGUCCCCCGUCCACACGUCACCUACUCCCCCGCCGUCAGAAAGCCCAGCUAUGGCCCCCCGGGGCCCGGCCGUCUGCGUUCGCCAUCUCCCCGACACUUCUCCCCUCCAGACCACGACAGAGGCUACCACCACCGGCCCCCCUCACGCCACGGCUCCCCUCACCAUGGGGGCUCCACAUCCAGACACGGCUCUCCACGCUCGCCCAGGCACCAGUCCCCGCGCUCACCCCUCCACGGCUCGCCCAGGUCACCUCACCGAGGCCGCUGGAGUGGGCCGCCGCCUGGGGACAGCCUGGAGGGUGACGGGCCUUUUUAUGAACGCGACUACGAGUACGAGAGGCACCACGAGCCCCCAGCCUAUGAGCAGAGCCUCUCCCACGGCAACCCACACCCGCAUGGGGGGAACCCCCACCCCCACUCCCACCCACGCUCCCCUAGGACUGCCCGCCACGGGCCCCCUCCUCCCCCACACCCACAUUCACGCAGGGUGCCCAACGGUUACCGCUCAUCCUCACCCUCCCCACAUCGGCGUGGGCCACCCGGGGCACCCCCGCAUCCGCACCACCGCCCCCCCCAUGCCCGAGGGCCCCGCAAGGGCCUGCACGAACCUUACAGUGAGACGGAUGAGGAUGACUGGUGCUAGCGACCACAGGGAGCGAGGGACGAGGGCAGGAGAAGAGCGGAGAGAAGAGACAAAUAGCAGCCUCCCAUCCUCUGGCCUUGGAUAAACAGACUUCAAUAAAACAGAGGAGGUGGGGGAGGUGAGAUGGGAUGGAGGGGGUUUGACCCCCCCCUCCAAGCCCUCUACCUCCACCCCUCGGACUCUGACUGGGAGGACGGGGCGGAGGGUUGGGGGAUGAUGAUGGUGCUGCUAGCCUUUCACACACUGUGUGUGUGUGUGUAUGUGUGUGUGUGUUUGAGACUCUAAGAUGAUCCGCUGACAGAGCAACACAGACACGACGCUAAAGAGACAGACAGGCAACACAGGGCGAGGCCUGAGCAACUGUUUACCCCCUCCUCUCUCAGUCUAAGAACUACACUACCCAGAAUUCUCUGCUUGACCACCAAAGGCCAGGCUGUAGGAGGAAGGGAGGGACAGCAGAGAGGUGUGGGAACAGGAAGCUUGAGAGGAGCAUGUCCAGGCAUGAUAGUGGUUUACAAAACCUAAAAGCACCUCUCCCAGACUGACGUGUGUUGGCUGGUUUUGUCAGACCUGUUCGAUCUGUCACCGGCCCGUCUGCUUCUGCAAACGCCUGAAAACUAGGUGGAAUCAAAAGGAGAGAGGCGAGAGUCCACUGCUCGACUCUCCUCCUCGACAGACAUGAUUAAAGAAAACUAAAUAAAUAAAAAGCCAGGACCCCCCUACCCUUACAUGCCAAGCUAUGCCUCCAGAAAAUCAAACUUGAACAAUGAAGAACAAAAACAAAACUUUACAUGAAAAACACUGAAAAGAAAAAAAGGGAGAACAACCACUUCAACUUUAACCUUUUUCCUUUCCAAGGGACAGAACCAGGAAGCUCCGCCUAUACUGCAAAAACCAGCCAAUCACAGCGCUGGCUGAUAUUUGAUGAGUUUUAUCAUCUCUGUUUACUGUUAAAGACUCACCUAAUGCUGACGGAACUGGUGUGACAUCACUUCCUGUGUGGUGGUGGUGGUGGUGGUGUUGGGUGGGGGGGCCACGGUGUGACCUCACUUCCUGUUCCGAGUGCGCUAGGGGGCGGGGCCAUGUAACAAGAGGGGGGAGUCGGACACUUCUUGAAGCCCCUUCCUCCUCGGUUAUUUGACCCGGCGCACGGCAGAGGAUGACGUGACAGGAAAUGACAUCACGCGGUUGAAUGGGGCGGAGGACCGGAAAGGAGGGAUGGGGGAAAAAGACUAAUUUCUUCAGUAUUUCUUCUAUCGAUUACUUCUCCUUCUUGUUCUUCUUCGGACAUUGGAGCUUGGUUCUUCUGUUGCAUUCGCUCAGCCUCCUUUGAUCUUUUUUGGAGUCCAAAAUUUGAUGGAAAUCUGCAUGAACGAUUAAAUACAUACUAGAGAGGAAAUCUAACUGGUGCGGGUGGGACCUGGGGGCUUUAUAGGAAACUUUGCAUUUAGGUUUACAAAGAAGUUCCCUUUUCUCCUCCUCUCUCUCUCUCUCUCUCUCUCUUCGUCGUGUCUUACGUCUCAAACUCGCCGAAGUUUUCGGUCACUCGGUUUCAAUUUUCUGCCGACGGGGGUUUCCACGACCUCCGGCGCCUGUUUCCCCAGACAGGAAGUGCUGCAGGUUCGUAUUCAAUCUUCCUGUCGUGCAUGACUGAGGGACGAGAGAGAGAGAGAGAGAGACCGGAGAGCAGCGAACCUCUUCCACAGUUGAUUUAUUCUUGUUAAUGAUGAUAGUCUUAUGAAUAACAAUAUCAAUGUCAAUGCAAAAAUGACAAUGACAAUGAUAAUGAUAAUGAAGAUGAUAACUGAUUGAAUGAUUGAUUGAUUGAUUGAUUGACUGAUAGAACUGUCGCUGUAGAUUUGUUGUCAUGUUACUUGGAGUUCAGUAAUGCUCUGUCCAUCUUGUUUACAUUGAUUAUGUUUUGUUUUGGGUAUUUUUUUUUUUUUUCCUCCCCUCCCGUGAGUUCUGUUCGACAAUGUUUACCGGGGUGCCGAAGUCCUACAUGCAACGUUUCUGGGCAACGACGGCUCGUGACGAACGCUCACCAAACGGCGUUGCGUGUUGUAACGCAGCUCUUAAUCUCUGACACAAAGGAAAAGGAGGAGGAAGGGAGGAAACGUGUCGAGAUUUCGCACGGAAACCGGAAAUUCGAAGACGUCCGGGGAAGGCCUCGGACUCGAAUGGGUUCGAUUUGUUGGGUCAGUGCUGUUGUCAAUCCAACCCAAAGAUCAGGAAUUCAAGCUCAGAGUGAGGGGCAGAGUUUGUCUGUGUUUUUGCAUGGCAAACGUUUUAUUUUCUGUGUGCGUCUGCGCUUGUGGUUUCAGUCAGCCCUGUUUCAGGAAGGUACACAAAUGUCCACCGAGUCCGUCAAUGGAUCACACAGGGGCGGUUGAAUUUGUACGAUCUACAACCAAACAAAAGUACAAAUCCUAGUUUUUACCUCCCGCAAGUUUUACUUUGAUGCCCCCCUUUGUUCGGCUCUGUAGUUUUGUAGCAAGAUCGGUCUCUUGCAAUGACAGCACAGUAUCGGCGGUACAGUAUUGGUGUCAUUCAGUAUUUCGGUGGCGGUGUUCUCUUUCGCGCCACCAGGGGGCAGUUAUCAGCACACAUGACCUGCCCUACAGGACUGCCUCUGCCUCUGGCCACAUUCUUUUCUAGACCUAGGAUGCCGAUUCCACAGCGAAAUGUAGAACAAAUACAUAUAGACAAGGCAUAAAACAAGGCAUAGUCCUAGUCAGGGAAUAGGGAUGUAGCCCGGGAGACGCCAUGUCCACCCGUCUGUCUCUCUGUCUGUGCCAACGCUGCCCCCCCCCCUCCCACCUCUUCUCUCAGGUCAGGAUAAUCAGAGAACAGCCAGAUGUAGGAAGUCACCAAAUCACUGAUCCCACCACCGGAGGUUGCACAGCUCAGCUGAAACCUCUUCUGCCAAAACCCAGUUCAGCCGCCAUCCUUUCUUUCUCUUACCUCAUCUAUCUCUCUCUUUCUUUCUUUUUUUCUUUCUGUCCACCUGCCUUGACGUCAGAUCUUUCAGCAUGCCGGAGGAGACAAGAUAUCGAAGACUCAAAGGGCAUUACAGGACAGGAACUCUUAGGGAAUCAUUUCAUCCUUAUGGUCAUGAGGGGAAAAAAAAAGAUUAUUGAAUAUUCAACAACUCUAGGACAAGAUGAUAAAGUAUAGAUAAAUAUAGAUAAUAACCUACAGAUAAACCUAGAUAUAACACAGUAGAUGUAGUUAUAGAUAACAACAGAGUAUAAUUAGAGAUUCAGAUAUUUAUUUUGGGUGCCGUUCAUCCUCACGGUGCGGUACCGUACGAUCUAGCUACUCUGAAACCUUGCACUGUCCUUUUCGCAGUCGCAGAAGCCAGAAAACAUCCCCCAGUCCACGUUUGUAUUGACUCUAUGCAGACCUCAUACGCAUCCAUAUCGUAUUAUUUCAGAAGAGAAACAACAACGCCACAUGGUAGCGUAAGCAGACGAGACAGGGAAAGGGCGCGGAUCUGAGAAAAUGUGAAUACAAGAUUGACACGACUUUUGCACAAUCACUUUGACAUCGCACCCACAGUGGAAAUCCUUUCUUUCAUGUAACCUUUGUCGCUGUCUUUCCCCCCCCCCCUCCGGCGGUGUUUUUGCGCUCCCCCAGAUGCCUCCCCCUUUAUCUCUUCUCCAAGAAAGUGUUGCCUCCAGGCGUAACAGUGGAGUGAAAAUGAGGAAAAAGGGGGCUCGGUUUUUGUCGUUGUUUCGUUGUUUUGGCAUGGGGGACAAAAGGGGGAGCGCAAACCCGACCUCUGCCCUCACCUCCCGAACAGGGAGGUUUCGGCAGGCGAGGCGCUUCCCCCAGGACCCCCCCCUACAGAGCCACAGUGCCUUCUGUAUCAGAGUCACAUUUAUCACCCUUCCCUCCGCCCGUCCCCUCCUUCUCCCUCCCCUCUGUAGUAGACAAGAUCAGCCACACUACGCCUUAAAAGUCGAGUCCCACCGGCUCCCAUGCUAGCAUAGAAACAGGGAGAAUUGAUGCAUUUGAGACUGGGCCUUGGUGAGGAAACAGCAAAGAGGCUAGGCUUGACCGCGGAGAGAUGAAAUCGCUGUUGCAUCCGGUACAAUUCCCAUUAACGACUUGAUGCAAACAUUUUUUUUUUUUUUUGUAAAAGUUUCCAAAAAAAAAUUAACAAAAAAAAGGAAAAACGUACCAUGUGGUUCGAUUUGUUGAAUCAGAGCCUUCCUCUUGGAUCGCUGACGUACCGGAUGCCGCCGGCAAGCUGGCCUUCUGCGGUUGCACCUCCCAACAAAGGCACGGCACACAGGGCGCCAUUUUGUGUCCCAUCACAGAGAUGUCCUGGGUCCAGUUUCAGGCGGUGUAGUGCGAGGUUUACAGAGGCGAAAAGCAGUUUGCUUACUUCUCAGGUCCCUCUAGAGUUAGGUAGCUAGAUAGGUAGACGUAGGAAAAUGUCAGCUACGAAACGGUCGGCCUAAGUUUAUUGAGUUAUUGUAUGGUUUUACCUGGCAUUGGCAUUUAGUCAGACGUUGUAAUGUUAACCCCCCCCCUCCUUCAGUAACUUACAUUACAGACUCUGACCCUCACCCCCCCCCCCAUCCACAGCCUGCCGACAAACCAACACAAAUCACCACUUGCACUUGACACCGAGCGUGUCGACAAGACAGGCAGGAAACCCAACUCCAUUUUGGCUCCACGACGCCACAUGCUUGUCCAGAAUUGUAACUGCGGAUCCAAAAUGGCCGACACACAACACUGCCCUUGUUAUGAAAGCAUGUUGUGUGUGCUUUCCAAGAAGAAAAAAAAAAAAAUCCCAUUCGUACAGUUUUUUUUUUUUCUCUCUCUCUCUCUCUCUCUCUUUGUUAUUGCUGUUGUUUCGCCGAUGAUUUGAACGGGGUUUGGGAAGGGGGGGAGGGGGUUGCAAGGUUUUUUGCUCGGUCAUCCCUGCACUCAAGAUUUUCUACUCAUCGGCUUUCUGUGUUUUCAUCCCCCGCUGUGGCCUCUGUCAAGCUCACCCAUCGCUCUUUACCUCCAAUCAACUUUUUUUUUGUUUUUUUUGUUUUUUUUUUCCUCUUUGGUUCGGAGACAAUGCACAUCCAGAGAAAAACGAAAUGAAACAAAAACAAAAAAAAUAACACACAACGCACCACCCACCCAUCCGCUCAGUCGUCUGUGAAAUUGUGUCAGUGGGUCAGUCAUGAGGCUGUGUGUCGAAAAAACACGAAUAAGGGCUCUCUUUCAAAAAAAAAAAAAAAAAAAAAAAAAUCUACACCG